Messenger RNA from Harmonia axyridis, 2374 nucleotides. Its product is annotated as caseinolytic peptidase B protein homolog. Lineage: Eukaryota; Metazoa; Arthropoda; Insecta; Coleoptera; Coccinellidae. Gene Ontology annotation, biological process: cellular response to heat. The transcript is spliced from 7 exons. Gene Ontology annotation, molecular function: ATP hydrolysis activity; ATP binding; protein binding. The coding region runs from base 523 to 2346 and encodes 607 amino acids. Gene Ontology annotation, cellular component: cytoplasm; mitochondrion. The record is from RefSeq and is a predicted model, not a curated record.
ACCUAUCUCGACCUGAUUAAUGGGCUGUGUGUCCCAUAUAAAAUAAUGCAAGUCUCUCUCCACGAGGCAGGCCGGGCCGGAAAAAUAUGUGCUAUAUUUGCAUGCAACUGCAUCACAUCCAUUGACGUCUGAUGAUUCGUGAUACGAUCCGGUGCGGUCGGUAGUGGAUGCAAAUGUUAACAUUCGAUUUUUUCCGUCCUGCCUAGUGAAUGCUUAGCUUAAAAUGGUGUUGUCAAAAUCAGCUGACUGGAAAGUGGAAAUCUUAGAACAUAGAAUUCUAUACUCCAUAAUGGAAAAGCCUUUUGGAAUUACCGGUUAAUUAAUCUCUAUGACCUGUCAAAUUUGGGUUUUCUAUUUUUCAAUUUAACCUAAUUCAAAUCUUAAGUGUCAGAUCAGAAUGUUACCGAUUGGAAUCAAGUAUUCAAUACUAUAAAAUACGAUGAAAACUGCCCGAUCUGAGUAUAAAACAAAACUAUUGCAAACUUUAUGAAACAAUAAAUAUAUGAAUAUAAUUUAAAAGACAUGAAUCUUCUACGAAAACGCUCAUUUAUUCGAAGUUGUCUCGAGUACAUUCUGAGAAAUAAAAAAAAUACAUGUACAAUUCUUAGGAAGAGCAUUCAUAACCAAGGCUGUAAUUUUUCUGCGAUAUCAUCCAAGAAGUUAGUUUAUUAUCAUGAAACUGCUAACAGGGACUACACAUCACUAAUAUGUGCGUUAGGCAUUGGGUUGGUAUUUUGUGAUUCUAUAUUCAGCGGAAAGGAAAAACGCUUUUUUCAAGCUGUUAAAUAUGGAAAUUUAUCCGAUGUAUCUCUAUUUAUUAAGGAAAAAUAUAAUGUGAAUAGUAGACACCCUUUAGGAUGGACACCUUUAAUGUUAGCUGUAGUGAAUGACAGAUUUGCUGUUGUAAACUUAUUACUCAAAGCAGGUGCCGACCCAAAUCUGCAAGAAGAGUUUAUAAAUAUUGGUAGAACAGCACAUGAAAAAAGAAUACACCCUAUUGAAGUUUUGAUGACACGGGAAAACGAGUUUUCUACCGACUUAAAUACAAAAGCUACUUACCUAGGAUUCUCUGCACUUCAUUAUGCUGCUCUCAUAGAUAACUUAGAUAUUGUAAGAAUUUUAGUUGAGCAUGGAGCCAACCCUUGUCUCAAAAAUGAUAUUGGCCAUCUUCCUAUAAUGUAUGCAAAAGAAGGUCCAGUUAAAAAAUACUUAGAAGAACAGAGUGCGAAGUAUGCUGAGAAAGAGAAACUUAGAGAUUUGGAAGAGAGAAGAAGAUUCCCUCUGGAGAAGCGUCUCAAACAAUUUAUAGUAGGACAAGAAGGAGCAAUAAGAACAGUUGCCUCGACUGUUAGACGUAAGGAAAAUGGUUGGACCGAUGAUAAUCAUCCUCUAGUAUUCUUAUUCCUUGGAUCUUCAGGAAUUGGAAAAACUGAACUCGCCAAACAAUUGGCUGCUUACAUACAUAAAAACAAACCAGAAUGUUUCAUUCGUCUAGAUAUGUCAGAAUACCAAGAGAAACAUGAGGUAGCAAAAUUGAUAGGUGCUCCGCCAGGGUAUGUAGGUCACGAUGAUGGUGGACAACUCACCAAACAACUUAAAGCUUGUAAUAAUGCAGUUGUAUUAUUUGAUGAAGUGGAUAAAGCUCAUCCAGAUGUCUUAACUGUUCUUUUACAAUUGUUUGAUGAAGGCAGAUUAACAGAUGGUAAAGGAAAAACAAUUGAGUGUAAGGAAGCAAUAUUCAUUAUGACGUCUAACCUUGCAAGUGAUGAAAUUGCACAGUACGGGUUGCAUUUGAGGAAAGAAAUUGAGAGACAGAAAAAAGAACUUCUAGAUAAUAAAUCAGAUUUGACAAUAUCCGAUGAUAUUCAGGUCACUAGGAAAUUCAAAGACGAAGUGGUGAAACCAAUUCUCAAAAGACAUUUCAAACGGGAUGAAUUUCUGGGGAGGAUAAAUGAAAUUGUAUACUUCUUACCAUUUUCAAGGAAUGAACUGAUGGAAUUAGUUGGAAAAGAGUUGAAACUUUGGGCAGAAAGAGCUGAAAAAAAACAUAAAAUUUCAUUGCAAUGGGAUAGAACUGUGGAAUCAGCUCUGGCAGAUGGUUAUGAUGUACAUUAUGGAGCUAGAUCUAUCAAGUAUGAAGUUGAAAGAAGAGUGGUGAAUCAAAUUGCUUUAGCUCACGAAAGGGGAUGUUUAAAUAAGGGAUGCACAGUGAGUGUUUCAGUACUUUGGAAAGAACAAAGCGAUUCUCCUGAAUUCAGAUUGAAAGUUAAAAGGAAAGGUGUCAAGGAUUGGAUAGAAUUGGACCACUUCAGUGCACCUCUGGAAAAUGUUAACAAUAUAUUUUAAUGUGUUAUUAAAGAUUGUUACCAUUUUA